Messenger RNA from Parascedosporium putredinis, 450 nucleotides. NCBI's taxonomy places the organism in Eukaryota, Fungi, Ascomycota, Sordariomycetes, Microascales, Microascaceae. The record is from the annotation of a GenBank genome assembly.
AUGCGUUCACUUGCUGUCAUUCCUACCCUCUUCGCGGUAUCCGCCAUCGCCCAGACCUCCAUUGUUUCCGUCUAUCUCCCCCUCGGCGAACCGGACGCUACCUUCUCCGCAUCCGUCGUCAGUGUUAGGGACGCCCACACGACUUACGCCAUCAAGUGCAAAGGCUGCGAGGAUGAUGAGAUAACCUACACGGCUAUCGAUCAUCCUAGCACCGUUGAAUUCGCCUAUUCCGGCUCAGUAAACGCCCUCACCGGUUCAUGCAUCUUCUUGGAGAAGAACACCGCCUCUUGUACGGCGGAAAUGACUUACAGUGGCACCACGACACAGACGGAUGUCCCUAGUGUCACGAUAUUCCCCUCCGAGUAUAGUCCCGUCACGGUUACUGCGGGCGCGAGCAAGCUCGACGCUGACCCCAGCCCUACCGAUGACGUUACCCUUCCCCACCGGUGA